GGUGGAAAGAAGGAAUCCCAGAAGAGAGGGCGCAGAGACCAGGGGGAAAAGCCGCCAGCCCAGGCUCAGGGAGAGGGGAGAAGGAAGCAACAGGAGCCUCGCGAUCGCCCCGUUUAUCUCAGAGCCCCACAGGGACGCAUCAUCAUCCUGCUGAAGCUGGCCGCCGACCACCCGUUCCUGAAGGAGAUGCGGGAGCGCGGCGAGAACCUGUACGUGGUGAUGGAGGUGGUGGAGACCGUGCAGGAGGUCACCCUGGAGAGGGCCGGCAAGGCCGAGGGCUGCUUCUCCCUCCCGUUCUUCGCCCCGCUGGGGCUGCAGGGAUCCGUCAACCACAAGGAGGCCGUCACCAUCCCCAAGGGCUGCGUCCUGGCCUUUCGCGUGAGGCAGCUGCUGAUCUCUGGCCGAGAUGAGUGGGACAUUCCGCACCUGUCCAGCGACGGCUCGCAGACCUUCCCCGCUGGAGAAAAGCCGGGAGAAGAGAAGUUCACGCGUAAGUGUUCCUUUCCCUCCUCGUGUGACUUUGUUGACUCCGGUUUAAGACUCCGGUCCUCUCCUUCCUCCUGCGUGGGGCAGCGGGAAAGGUGGCACAGCAGGUCCAGGCAAACAGCGGCUCCCAACACGUGGCAGGACUGCCGUGGCUUAGGAAAAAGCAGCCCAAGGGGGAGAUCCUGGGACAAGAGGUCCGGGUGGCCGGAUGGGCCUUUGUCCCCAGGGGCUGUGCUGGCUGUCACCUGUGCCCCGCCCUCGUGCCACUCCGCCAGCUGCCACUGCAUCACCUCAAUCCGGGUGCCUCUUGCCCAAUUAGUUCCUAUCUCAUUCCAUUCCCACCUCCCAGAAGUAGAGCAAGCUGUGCGACAGCUGGGCCUGUCGUAUCCCAGUCCCCGGGGUACCCGCCACCCUGAAGGGCGGCUUCUCAUGGCUCUUUUCUUUCUUAUUUUUUCAGUUAUCCAGGCAUCUGAUGUCGGGGAGGUGCAUGAGGACUUCACGACCCUGAAAGAAGAGGUCCAGAGAGAGACCCAAGAGGUGGGCAGGCUGAGCCAGUCGGGGCAGGGCUCUCUGCUCAGCUCCCUCAGCAAUCUGCUCGGUAAGAAGAAGGAGCUGCAGGACCUCGAGUUGGAGCUUGAAGGGGCGCUAGAGAAGGGCCACGAAGUGAUGCUGGAGGUGCUCCCGAAGGACAUCCUGCUGUCAAAGGAGUCCAUGGGUGCCAUCCUCUAUUUUCUUGGAGCCCUCACAGUGCUAAGUGAAGCCCAACAGAAGCUUCUGGUGAAAUCCAUGGAGAAAAAGGUCCUCCCGGUGCAGCUGAAGCUGGUGGAAAGCACGCUGGAGCAGAAUUUCCUGCAGGACAAAGAGGGUGUUUUCCCCCUGCGCCCUGAGCUUCUCUCCGCCCUUGGGGAAGAGGAACUGACGCUCACGGAAGCCCUCGUGGGGCUCAGCGGCCUGGAAGUGCAGCGAUUCGGCCCACAGUACACGUGGGACCCCGACACCCUGCCCCGGCUCUGCGCCCUUUACGCCAGCCUCUCCCUGCUCCGGCUCCUGGCCGGGUCCCCCUAGUGUCCCUCCUCCGCCUGCUCCACGCCGGGACCUUAGCCUGAGAUCCUGGCGGGUCACCCACAAUAACCAACUCCCGUCGCCUCCGUCUCCCCACCCUGUGAACCCAUCGGGGAUGUGAAAUCCUGUAGGAGUAGAAGCGCUCGGCCUUUGAAUUACGAGCUAUUUUGGCAAAACUGGAGAGGAAAAAAAAAAAGAGACAGAUUAAUUUAAUAUCCUAAUCUUUUCCACUUCUUCUUCUAUAAAGCAAGCAUGAGGGCCGUGGAUUUAGUUCAGUGAUGACGUGCCUGUCUCACAAAUUGUGCAAAAAUAAAUAAACUAUAAAAA
This is a messenger RNA of Fukomys damarensis (Damara mole-rat), 1875 nucleotides long. RefSeq names its product gasdermin A (gene Gsdma). The coding region runs from base 187 to 1551 and encodes 454 amino acids. NCBI's taxonomy places the organism in Eukaryota, Metazoa, Chordata, Mammalia, Rodentia, Bathyergidae. The transcript has 9 exons. Gene Ontology annotation, biological process: defense response to bacterium; pyroptotic inflammatory response. The record is from RefSeq and is a predicted model, not a curated record. Gene Ontology annotation, molecular function: phosphatidylserine binding; phosphatidylinositol-4-phosphate binding; phosphatidylinositol-4,5-bisphosphate binding.